Molecule: messenger RNA, 618 nt
Organism: Hirsutella rhossiliensis
Lineage: Eukaryota; Fungi; Ascomycota; Sordariomycetes; Hypocreales; Ophiocordycipitaceae
Product: cyclin domain-containing protein
Exons: 1
Coding region: 1-618 (205 amino acids)
Biological process (GO): regulation of cyclin-dependent protein serine/threonine kinase activity
Cellular component (GO): nucleus; cyclin-dependent protein kinase holoenzyme complex
Molecular function (GO): protein kinase binding; cyclin-dependent protein serine/threonine kinase regulator activity
Source: RefSeq, a predicted model, not a curated record
AUGCUUCCCCGAUCUCCCACUGUCGAUGCCUUCAACCAGCAAGCACUCAGGCACUUUGGAAACCAGCCAGUCAGCAGCGAUAUGAUCGCGUAUCUCGCGAGGAUCGCGGACCGUGUAGUAAGCCACGGUUCACCACCUCCGCUCACGAGCCCGUGCGCCUCUCUUCAGCAGAAGGAUUCGACGCCCUUUCCUUCCGAACUACUUCAGUAUGGAGCUUGCUGGUAUGAGCCUGAGAAGUCUAGGCUACCGGCACUGGAGGAGUUCAUCGCGAAUCUAGUAGUCUCAUCUGAGCUCAGAGCCUUACCGCUCAUGUCGACUCUCGUCUAUCUCAACCGCCUCAAGUCAAAGCUGAAUACGACGGCCCAUGGCGUCUCUUCUACACCACAUCGCAUAUUCCUAGCGUCACUCGUCGUGGCCGUCAAAUUUCUCGAUGAUAGUCCACCCAAAAAUAAACACUGGGUGUUUCACUCUAGCGUCCAGACUGCUACCUCGGCUCUUCAGUUCACCCAAGGCGAUGUGAAUAAGAUGGAAGCGCAGCUCAUAUGUCACCUAGAUUGGGAUCUGACAAUGAGCGAGCAGGACUUGUGCGCCGCAAAAGAAAGCAUGGCGAGAAGAUGA